Messenger RNA from Pedinophyceae sp. YPF-701, 564 nucleotides. NCBI's taxonomy places the organism in Eukaryota, Viridiplantae, Chlorophyta, Pedinophyceae. The record is from the annotation of a GenBank genome assembly.
AUGUUCUCCUGCUUCCGUCGCGACUCGCGCCGCGGCGUGUCCCGCCGCGAGGACGCCGCGCACAAGUGCGUGGAGGUGCACCACUCCUCGCCGACGGAGGACUUCGCAGGGCCCCUCGGCGAGAGCCUGCGGGGCGGGGCCACCACGCAGCAGGGCUCCUCGCAACUGGAGGAGCUCUCGGACGGCCUUGAGUCCCGCGGCCACCAGAGGCGCUGCGCGAUGCUGGAGAUCACGCCGGAAUCGUCCCGCGCAGAGCAGCAGCACAAGCAGGGGCGCUCGCGCAUGGCGCGCGGGUCCGCGGCCGGCGGCAUGGCCCCGCGGAUCGCCGCGCGCGACAACACGACCGAUCCGGCAAACCUGGUGUGCGUCGGGGGCGCCAUUAUGGAGGAGACGCCGACCCCUGGCACGGCGCACACGCGCUGGGUUUCCACCCCCGGGAACGCCGGAGCGGUCGAGGCGGAGCGCGCGAAGGGGGAUGCCAAGUGGGACAAGCUCCUGGACGCCGAUUGGCGCGGAUCGGAGCGCGGGACCCUCGUGUCCGCCAUCCUCGACGGGCCGAACUGA